Messenger RNA from Labeo rohita (rohu), 2812 nucleotides. RefSeq names its product membrane-associated ring finger (C3HC4) 9 (gene marchf9). NCBI's taxonomy places the organism in Eukaryota, Metazoa, Chordata, Actinopteri, Cypriniformes, Cyprinidae. The transcript is spliced from 4 exons. Gene Ontology annotation, molecular function: ubiquitin-protein transferase activity; zinc ion binding. The record is from RefSeq and is a predicted model, not a curated record. The coding region runs from base 1147 to 2172 and encodes 341 amino acids. Gene Ontology annotation, biological process: protein ubiquitination.
UUCAGCACAGUUGGAAUCUCCCACGGGAGAAUGGAGCAGGAGCGCGCACGGCAGCGAGACGUUUGUAAAUGAAUCAUUUUGAUUGGGCGAGAGCGCGCCUUGGAAACAAGGGCCGUGUGUUGAUGCGCACGGCAGAACGUCCAUUUCGAGGAUGAAUCAGAGGGGAGCAGCAUCAGCAUCAGCAUCCCCAUCACAAUACGAUCCACGGCAUCAGCCGCUCCGACUGCCUAUCACACCCUGCGAAGAACGAAAAUAGGCGAAGCGGCGCGCGGUGCCUUUUAAUUUUUCCUUUCUCCAAGCUCCAUCUUCCUUUGAACGUGGCGAGGAACCAUAUCGGGCCGGGAGGGGGAUGGUGGUGAACUUCAAAUGGAGACAAGAUGCUGGCAUUUCCCCCCAGCUCUUCUUGCUGUUUUUAAAACACCAACCUAAUGGAUUGUUCUGAGCUCGGCGUUCGGGAUGGGAGGCGGCGUUGGAAUAUGUCGACGGGAAGAUGCACAAGGAAAUGAUGUGAAAGCCUCGUCAUGAUGCCUCUGAUGAACAAUAAACAAAACUAUAGGAUUGCGUCCGAAUCCAACUUCCAGCUCUUUUGGAUUAUGUUUUUAUGCUGAAGGAUCGUCCGACGAUGACUGUAUGUGGCAGCGACGCUCUGAAAUGCCAUUUUGCAUCUUCCUUGUCUCUCAUCCGCGCGUCCAGGCUUUGGAUCGCUGGGAGUUUAUGAAAAUCACAUCUCUUUAGAGCUGGAACAAUGCAUUUUUGCAAUACCGUAGGCUUUUUAUUGUCAUGAUCGCGCCCUAUGAUGAUUGUAACAGAGAAACAACAUCGGCCCUAACAGGCACAUACAUGCCAUCAGAGGGAAAAUAACAAGCCCUGAGAUUUUCUGACCAAUUACCUUUGCUUUGGACACUUUCCUCUGAGACUUCAGGGUAGCAACUGCGUUUCUGGCGAAUAAAAUAUUAAUAAUAGGCCUGAUCAAUAACAACAACAAUAAUACUAAUACUAAUAAAAACAACAGUAAUACUGAUACUAAUAAAAACAUCAACAAUAAUAAUAUUCACCUAUAUAUAAAUUAAUAAAAAUCAAUCACUCCUUUCGUAAACAUUACAAAAAAAAUCACUUCAGCCAUACGACAUACACAUGUAGUCAAACAUGUUCAAGAACCGGAUCCGCAUGUUUUUUAACGAACUGAAGGUGCUGGUUUUCAUGCGAUCCGGUUCUAGACGGUCCGACAGUGACGCAGAGCCGAACAGACGAUCCAACAGCAUGAGGGGGCUCGGGAUGGGCGGCUGCGGAUGGCCGCCCUUCGUCGACUGCUCCAGCCGCGAUGACGAGGAAGAAUACUACGGGAGCGACCCCAGGCCCAGGAGUCUGGCGUUCGAGGAGAAAGACCCGAAACUGCAGGCGGGCCUGGACGCGGUCAGCCUCUCCAGCAGCACGGGCAGCGGCAUGAGAACACCUCAGUGUCGAAUCUGCUUCCAAGGGCCCGAGCAGGGGGAGCUGUUGAGCCCAUGCCGCUGCGACGGCUCCGUGCGCUGCACCCAUCAACCCUGCCUGAUUCGCUGGAUCAGCGAGAGAGGCUCCUGGAGCUGUGAGCUCUGCUACUUUAAGUACCAAGUCCUGGCCAUCAGCACCAAGAACCCGCUGCAGUGGCAGGCGAUUUCUCUGACGGUGAUUGAGAAGGUGCAGAUCGCCGCCAUUAUCCUGGGCUCACUCUUCCUCAUCGCCAGUAUCUCGUGGCUGGUUUGGUCUUCUCUCAGCCCGUCUGCCAAGUGGCAGCGCCAGGACCUGCUCUUCCAGAUCUGCUACGGCAUGUACGGCUUCAUGGACAUUGUGUGCAUAGGCCUUAUAAUCCACGAGGGCUCAUCCGUGUAUAGAAUCUUCAAGCGAUGGCAAGCUGUAAACCAACAGUGGAAAGUAUUGAACUAUGAGAAGUCGAAGGACUUGGGAGACCCGGUGAGCUCCAGCAGUAAGGCAGGCAGUCGCGGCUCGCGCAGCAACCCGCACGGCCUGGCCAGCGGCAGCAGGGGGGGCCAGCGAGUGCGCAGGUUAAGGACUAUCCUCAACCACCACUGCGGCUACACCAUCCUCCACAUCCUCAGCCAGCUGCGGCCCAGCGACACGCGGCUCGGGACCGCCACCAACCGCGAGGUGGUGAUGCGCGUCACGACCGUAUGAGGUCGGACCGAACGCGUUUCAGGCUCCAAGCGCCUUUUCCUGCAUAAUACGAUGCCGGGACGAUGGCGUAACGACUUUUUCGACGAACGGGAAUGCACAGGAACAAUGCGCGGGACAUUGGCGCCAUUCAUUCCUGGGGUUUCUAUCGGCGAGACUCUCUCAUGAUCUAGCACACUAUUGCAUUUUUAAGUUCGAUUUCCUCGCUGGUGUUGUUUUUUUAUCGAUACGGUUUUUAAAACGUUUUGAUUUUCUAUGGGAGAAUGGUACAUGAAGUGACACCGACGUGUGAUGUAUAUGGUGACUCUUACGGACCUAUUAUUGUAAAUGAUGUUUACGGACGCAGCAAGAAAGGCAACCAUAACCAAACGAUCACGACACAAUAACCAGGGAAACGAGAUGCGAAUUGUUACAUACUAAAAUAUAUCAAAGGGGAGGGUGCAAUAAGACAUAAUAAGAGUAUACAGAGAAUAAAAAGACGUAAACAUUUAAAAGAAUUUGAUCUUCUCUGCAAUAAAGAUACCUGUACAUUUUACAGUGACCUUUGCAUGAGGGUAGAGUUUUAUGCCUCCUCGACACAUGGACAUGAUGAAUUUGUUUUAUUCAGAAUGGUGCUCGUUUGAAUAAACACUACUAUUCAUCU